AUGUCUUACAUAAGUAGUAGUUUUGCAUACAGUUUUAUGAAUAUUUCCGUAUAAGAAGUCAUGCAAAAACCGACACAUUAGCACACCCUGGAAAAUUCGUGGUUGAAAGCCAACGGGUAUUAAUGCCCGUCAUCACGCGUCUAACAACUCAGUGCAUUUUGUACUGGAGCUCAGAACAGUCGUUUAUCCUUGUGUGUAGGAUCCGUGAACUAAGCAUUGAGGAAGGAACACAAACGUGAUCUCAGUUGCAAAUCAGAUGUGCACUGUGUGCAGCCAUUGUGAUGUGCACGCCCAAUGAAAUCAAGUUGCGAUACAAGACCAUGAACCCUGCUCACAGUACAUACGUGACCUGAUCGGGACUGCACUAGAUCACUGGGAACCUGAACCAUAGGAAAAAAUGUAUGUCAAAUCUGUCUGCGUUUUGUGUCUGGUUUUGGCGACCGCGUUGGCAGCCAGCGAUGACACUCCUGUAGUUACGACGAGCCAGGGUCGCAUCAUCGGUACGAGGCUCGAGUUCAGCCCCACGGACCCCGAGCAAGUUGGCCGUAGCGUGGACGCCUACCUCGGUAUACCGUACGCUGAAGCUCCCGUGGGUCCGCUACGCUUCAAACCUCCCGUAGCCAAGUCAUGGAGCGGGGAGUUACAAGCUACCAAGCUCGGCAACCGCUGUCCGCAGCCCAUGCCCAUGGCUUCGUUGGGCGAAAUGGCUUUGUCUGGUCCCUUCAAUGAGGAUUGUCUUUGCGUUGAUGUGUUCGUCCCCCAACCUCUGCCUUCAGAUGCAGCCGUUCUUGUCUACAUCCAUGGAGGGUCUUACAUCAAUGGAGCUGGCAUUAUGGCGGAAAUGUAUCCAACACCAAUUGCUGCUGUGGGUGACGUCAUUGUCGUCACAAUGAAUUAUCGACUCGGCCCUUUUGGCUUCCUUUCGACAAAUGAUGAAGUCAUCCCAGGUAACAUGGGACUAUUGGAUCAACGUCUUGCCCUGGAAUGGGUCAGAGACAAUAUCAAAGCUUUCGGCGGUGAUCCUGAGCGAGUUGCCAUCUUUGGUGAGAGUGCAGGAGGGACCAGCGUCGGCUUGCACAUGGUGUCACCGGGCAGUUCAGGGCUCUUCCGUGGCGCCAUCUUGGAGAGUGGUGAUGCUACUGCUCCUUGGGCAACUACGCCAGCCAGUGCAGCACGCAGGGCAGCCUUUGUUCUCGGAAAGCUGGUCGGCUGUGAACGACAGACGUCGGAAGAGUUACUGGAAUGUCUGCAGCAAAUUGAGGGCUUUGACACGAUUGUCGAAAAGCAACAGGACAAGCUAAUCGCGGCGGAGUUUAGUGGACACCAGUUGAUAUCCUUCACACCAGUUGUCGAUGGCGAUGUGAUCCCUGCUGACCCCAAUGACCUCUACGAGCACGGUGCCAUUAACGACGCCGUAGCAAUCAUCGGGGCUCUUGCUGAUGAGGGUAUGCUCGAGCUUCUCCCUGUUUUCCCAAACAACACGGACGAGGCGCCGUUUGUCGACAGCGAUUCAUUCGAUGCUAACCUUCGAUUCCAGUUAGGUUGGAUGAAAUGCUCUGAGCCGAUUGUGAUAGAGGCUGCCAAGAUGAUGUACGGUAACGCCUCCUGUUCUGGUGUACCAGACUGUGACUAUCUAGACAGCCUCUCACAAGUUCUUGGUGACGUCCUGUAUGUCUGUUCCGGAGACAAAACGGCCAGAGCCUUCACCAAGGCAGGGCGUCAGGUGUACCGCUAUUACAUGACUCACAUCGCCACCACCACCAUCCUGGGUAACAAGUGGACCAAGUCAAUUCACUUCGACGAUCUGAUCUUCGUCUUUGGUCUGCCCCUCAUUCCGUCUGUCAACUGGACGUACACUGAAGAUGAAGCCCGUAUGUCGAUCCAGAUUAUCAAAUACUGGGCCAACCUAGCUAAGACUGGUAAUCCCAACUUGUCCUCUCUGGAUGCUGAGCAGAGGGAGGAGGAGAAGCUGCCAGAAUGGCCGUUGUUCACCCUGGAGGAACUCGCCUACAAAGACCUGUCAAUCUCCAUGAGUAAUGGGCGUGGCAUCAAGGCUAAGGAGUGCCUCAUGUGGAAUGAGUUCAUGCCAAAACUCAUCAAGAUUGUCGAAGAAGCCAAAGAGUGUCAAGAAGUGAAAGAGACCAAAGAUGGCGACGAUGGGGAAGGCACGUGCACCAAAGAAACAUGCCCAGAGGAAUAGAGCACAGUUUGUCAAACGAAACUUGGAACGUGAAACUUUAAGUCACAGCCUAGCAGGUUGUUCAACAAUGACAAUUUUUGUAUCAGUUUUAACUUUAAGUCAAACGAGCUCAUUACGCAUCAAGAGUGAUUGCUAAAAGUGAAGUAUCAAUUCAAAUCGUCAACCGAAAUUAACUGCAAACAGUUGCUUUACUUGUCUUUUUUAGCCGUUGAAGCAGAGAGCAAAAUGUACGCUAACUGUUAAAAAAGUACCUGUUAGAAAGGACACCGCUUAAAUUAAGACGCCUAGGCAUAGUUUAAACCAAUUUAAGUACAAGCUUUCGUCCGUUCAUUUGGAUUUAAGUGAAACCUAUGCAUCACAACAGAGGCAAAUCGUUAUUCGAUAUUCCAAAGUAGAGCUGUAGAUCGCAGCAGUUUAGGAAAUGACAAGAUCGAAGGCCCUUUGUACAUUGUACUGUGAGAUUGGACCCCACGACGUAGCCCUAAAAUACUCGAUUAGUUAAACACCACGUGUAAACAGACCAGCAGUCGAAUCGCGAGACAGUUGUCAUUAUUUUAUACGUCAUUCGUAGAAUGUAUACAACAAAUCUGUUGCGCCGCUGCGAAAUGUGGCGCCACUGCGCAACGUUUCGAUUCAAAUAUAGAUGUUGUGACGGCUAUUUUGUGUAUGCACAGUGACUACGGAACCGCGAAAUAUGUUGCACAUAAGACUACAUAAAUUAUACAGGAAUGAUAUCAUAACAUGGUAGACGGCUCAUGAAAAUGCGCUGGCAUACAAAGAGCCAAACUUGGCCAACUUACAAUUUGGUCGCCAAUUACGCAACUAGCCUUAUUGGCUCUUAUAGAUAACAAAAGCUGUGCUAGUUUCGAAUGCUGUUGUAGUGGUGUAUGACAGUGCAUUUUUACUUUAAUAAGAUUUUGUUUUAAUUGUUAUGUUGCAUAUAAAACACCUUGAGAUAAUUAUAAACUGAAGAAGCCAGUUGAUCUGAAUUAAAAUUGACACAUUUUCACGGUACGUGUUUACAUAGGCCUACAUGUACUUAUAUUCGGCUUAUUUCAUGUUUAUUCAGAAACAUGUUCAACCAUUAUCAUAAUUUCCAGGAUUGUUAUUCCUAGAAUAAAAAUAAUUGAAAAAGA
This is a messenger RNA of Patiria miniata (bat star), 3336 nucleotides long. Its product is annotated as cholinesterase 1-like. Gene Ontology annotation, cellular component: plasma membrane. The transcript has 8 exons. The coding region runs from base 398 to 2200 and encodes 600 amino acids. The record is from RefSeq and is a predicted model, not a curated record. Gene Ontology annotation, molecular function: acetylcholinesterase activity. Lineage: Eukaryota; Metazoa; Echinodermata; Asteroidea; Valvatida; Asterinidae. Gene Ontology annotation, biological process: acetylcholine catabolic process; choline metabolic process.